This is a messenger RNA of Erigeron canadensis, 769 nucleotides long. RefSeq lists its product as uncharacterized. The record is from RefSeq and is a predicted model, not a curated record. NCBI's taxonomy places the organism in Eukaryota, Viridiplantae, Streptophyta, Magnoliopsida, Asterales, Asteraceae. Bases 89 to 664 code for a protein of 191 amino acids. The transcript is spliced from 7 exons.
AUAACAAACAAUCUGCGCCGCUUGCAACCGUCGCCUUGAAUUCAGCCACCGCUCUCAGUCUCAGUAGAAUCUUUUUGCCGAUUGAUGCAUGAUGCGGAUUAACAAAAAUAACAAAAAUUCGGUCGUAUUGCCUCAGAAAGCCUCUUCUGACUACAUUCCGCAACAGGCAAAUUUGUUUGAAGGUGAAAGUCUUCUUCAUCUUGUCAACUCAAUUCAAAGAGAAAUCAAGGUAGCCAGACUUUCAGAUGAAUCUUUAACUCAUAAAAUUUGGCUGAAGCAACAAUUUUCAAUUGGUGUCAAUGAUGUGACCCGUGUGCUUGAACGGAUGCCGCCUCUUAUUGGAUCUAUAAGCUCUAUUCCACAAAAUGCUACUUACAGCCGUCGUAAUUCCAAAUCUCCUCCCAUCCAAAUGCAGGCCAUAAUUAUAGCUACAGACUGCAAUCCUCGAGGGCUUACGAAGCACCUGCCGAGCCUGGCCUCAUCUAGGGAAGUGCCAGUCAUCUUUGUUAAAGAUAAGAAAGGGGGAUCUUUCAAGUUAGGUGAAAUGGUGAAUUUGAAGACGGCUAUGGCAAUCGGUGUCAAGGCCAGAGGAAAUUCAAUCAACAAACUUAUUGGCGAGAUUGUUGGAGAUAACCAGGUAAAUAAAGAGGUUACGGGGUCGUGAGUGAUACGACGUAUGCUUUUCUUUGCCAAAGGCAUAUUUCUGGUGAAACAUUAAUGUUAAAUGUCUUGGUAGUAUUAAUUUUGUUAAUGCACAGUUUUUAAUCCA